Messenger RNA from Hypanus sabinus (Atlantic stingray), 2020 nucleotides. Its product is annotated as tapasin-like. Lineage: Eukaryota; Metazoa; Chordata; Chondrichthyes; Myliobatiformes; Dasyatidae. The coding region runs from base 341 to 1711 and encodes 456 amino acids. The transcript is spliced from 9 exons. The record is from RefSeq and is a predicted model, not a curated record.
GUUUUCGGGAAUAACUGAGACGGGGAGAGAGGGGUCGGGACGGGUCAAAGAGAUCGGGAAGUUUUUAGGGGCUGGGGGAGUCACGGAGACGGGGAGGGUCACAGAGGGCAGGGAGUUUUUAGGGGCCGGAGGAGGCCCGGAGAGGGGUCGGAGGGAAGCGUGUGCUUUCGUUCGUGUUUACCGCUCCGGGGUAUUUUUCAACGGAGAGUCCCGGCGAAUUCGCCCUCAGCCCCGCCUCUGCCCCCCCCCCCACCCCGCCGGUAUUCCGGGAAGAGAAAGUGAAACCGAGAGCCGAGGUAAAGGCGCUGCCGCGGCCGCUGCAGAUUCGCCGCCCCCCGCAAUGGAUGCAGUCGCUGCCCUGCUCGGGGUCGCCCUGAUUCUCGGUAUCUGCCUCCCACCAGUUCUGAGCCACGGUCCCACGCUGGAUACCGGGACGCUGGUGGACUGCACAUUUGUCGAGGAGGCACGUGGCAAGGGGAGCUUCCCCGGCGCAGUUGACCAGACCGAUGCCAUGCUGCUGCUGCGGAGAGUGUCGGGCCGUAGGCUGGAGGAUGAGCGGCCCUCGGGCGUGGCCGUGCCCCCUGACCUGAAGCCAGGCAUGUUCCUCGAGGUGUUCGAUCACUCUCGGGUUACGGGACAUGCGGGGUUUCGCCAGCCGGCGGACGUGAGGGAGAAGCACGGCUGUGAGAUUAAUAAGUACCUUCCCCAGGACUCCAUUCUGGCCUGGGCCGCGCACCUGUCCGAAGACGAACGAACGCCGGCUUAUCAGUCAGGCCGCUGGUUCAGCACGCACCUGCACACCCACGACCGCUCCUUCAGCGUGAGCAGUCUGCACCGCGUGGUGUCAGAGCCCGCAGGAGAAGAGGAUCCUGCGCCUGUGCAAACCUCAGUUGUGCUGAAUGUCUUCAGCCGGAUGCCUCAGGUCAGUGCCAGGCAGGGUCAGGAUGUCCUGCUGGACUGUGGCUUCACGCUGGACCGGUCGAUGGGAUUCGCGGUGGAGUGGCGAUACCAGUUCGAAGGCUCGGGGCACGUGGUUUAUGCCUACAACGGACUGCAGGACCGCGUACAUAUAGCGCAGGAGGGUGCCGAACUCCUGAUGAACCUUCUCCACAGCCACGGGAACGCGUCCCUGGUCCUGCGCAACGUGCGCCUACAGCAGGAUGGCACGUAUAUCUGCACCGUGUAUGCCCCCAACCUGCAGGCCCAGCAGGCUGUUAGCCUCCACAUCUUAGAGCCACCGACACUGGUGCUGAGACCCGACCCGCUGUACCUGUAUCCGGACCAGGCGCAGGACAUCCUGUGUGAGGCACUGGGCUACUACCCGCUGGACGUCAGCAUGACGUGGACCCGCAGGGCCCCUGGUAACGGCAGCGCAGAGCUGCUGCCCAACAGCUGGCUGAACGGACACAACAAGAACAGCGACGGCACCUUCAACGUGACCGGCGUCAUCUCGGUCCGCCCUACCGCUGCCGAUCACGGCACCGUCUACACCUGCCACGCGCAGCACGUCUCCAUGAAGGGUGGGGUCAGGAAGAGCCUGACACUGAAGGUGGCAGGAGUGUCGGGACCCUCGGUGGAGGACGCGGUGGGGAUGCUGGUCUGUGCCUUUGUCCUGUACGGGGCUCUGAAACUGCUGUACUGUUUUGUGUUCCCUCAAGGUUCUGCACUCAGCGUUGGGACAGAGGAUGGAGAAAAGGAGAAGAGUCAAUAACCUGUGGAGUGCUGCUGAGGCUGGGGGUCACCCCAACCCGCACGGUAUGUACAGGAGGAAGAGAGAGCACCUUAUUCUGCUCUAUAAUGUGUGUCUUUCAAGGAUUCGGCCAAGAACCCUGUUAAACUGCGGACUUUCGUGGAUUGGUCUAAAAACCGUGUUUAUGGCGGACUGUUAAUAAAUGUGUGUGUUUCACGGAACGAACUGUCAUUGCGUUAAACGCGGACUGUUUGCAAGAUGUAUAUAAUUUUGUGCAUUGUGCACCAAGCAGUUUUCUAAAUUGUUGCGGAAUAAAAUGCUCUACUUUCA